CACUAAAUAACCACACACAAGAGUCAAUUAAAAACAUAUUUUAUUAAUAAAGUUUCAUAUAGUUGUAAAUUUAUACAAAACUGGUUUAAGAGUUGGCAUUACCAAUGUGAGCAAAGACAGUUUAUCUGAAAUAUAGUUGUAACUUAUGCAACACAUAAAUGUUUUAUGGGCAAAUACACAAUCUUUAAUAUUUCACUAUUUUGAGUAUAACUGGCCAAUAUGAAUUUCAGUAUAGAUUUGCUCGUUAUACCAAAAUUGAUGCAAUGCUACUUUCAAGACCAAGCAAGAUGUUUCAGAGGAAUGUUUUGUCCAGAAUGACAUGCACAUUUUCCUUCAUUUCAAUUUUUCUUCAACAUUAUUCUCACACUUUUAUUACUGUUGUGGUGCAACUAGACACUGCUGUACCCUGAUGACAUUUCUUGGUUUAAAAGAAUUUAAUUUAUUUUCUGUUCAAUCAUAAUUGCCUUUACAUUGACUGUACCUGAUAAACAUUUUUACCGUGGCUGCUCAGAAAUCACACUAUAGUUAUCCGUGUUCAGUGUGGCGCAAACCCACAAUAUGAGGAUCUAGUAACAGCAGAAUGUGUCUGUAGCAGGCAGUGGGGCCUGGAAGGUCAGGGGACCCCUCCCACGGAGGCUGUCUGAACUGACAUGUAUACUUAUUGCUGACAUUGAAAACUCUUUCCUUUGUCGUAUCGUAUUUUUCCAAAAUGAUGGAGUAAAUCUAAUACGAUUUCAUUUAUAAAACAGGUUAAAUGCAGAUGAAGCAUCUUGUCAGAAAAAAAUAUUUUAUUGCUGCAAGUGUCCAAUUCGAGUGAAGCAUUAUCCAGGUACUUUCCAGUUUAAUCAAAGAUUUUCAUCUAGACUCAUUUCUAACCAAGCCGUUCCGUCCCCGUCACACAUGAUGAGCAUUACGCACUAACUGACGCCUCAUCGCCGCAUCUUUCACUACAUACGACCCCGCUCCAUCGCUCGCUCGCUCGCUCGCGUGUUCUCAGCGUUCACGCCGCCAGUCGCUUUGUCACGUCGCAGCGCCAGACUCCCGUUUCCGCUGCCAGUAACAACGCACCACGGCGAAGAUGGCCGCGAGACAGCAGGUCCAGCAUUAUGCAAAUGAGCGGGGCAGCGCGGCGGCAGCGCCCGGCAGAUUAGGACCGUGCUCGGGAUCAGUGAGCCAGCGAGCCGCCGCUCCUUCCCCCCGACACAGCAACUAGUGCCCGCGUUUUCCCGCCUGCGCACGAGCGGCUGCCUCGCUCUUUGUGUCUGGCUCGCCGCGGCCGCCACACGCGCCCCCGACACGUGUUCGGAUAAUAUUAGUCGCCAUGUGCGACGCGCGGAUCAAAUUUACUGUGCACACUCCGCCGGGCUGUUCUACGGGAGCGCGCGGCGCGCUCGCGCGCCCUCCCCUCGCCCAGUUAGUUAAGCCAGCGCUGUUCGAAAGCGUCGCUCACUUGUGGAAAACGCACUUGCGAUGUAAAAUGAGCUGUAACACACAGGUUGAACAUUGUUUGCGCCGUUGUGACACACGGACGCGGUUUGCGUUGCGCCACUGAGGCGCGCCGCUGUUCUCCGCUCUGUGCUCGGUUUGGGGUUUAGAGAGACCGAGCUGUAAGUAGGUCGGGCUGGGCUUAAGCGGCUUAGCUACGUCAGCCUAAGCUGGGAGGAAUUCAUCCAAAGCCCUCCGCGGUAGGCGGGGGCCUAAGCGAGGCUGGCCUAGUUAAGCCUGAUUCUUAUUGUGAGCAGCACAGCCUGUUUUUGUUGUGCAACGUAGCCGAGAGGGAAGCCAGCAGUAGUGUAUGAAUCCACGCACAUGUGUUGGACACAGCUUGCUUUUGAGUUAGAGAAGAAGACGACGGGGUGAAUGAAACAUGUAUGAGUUAGGCCAGCGUUGGCUCCAGCACUGAGGACAUAUUGAAGCCAGCAGCAGGGAUCAAAACAGCAGGUGGGACGAGCGAAGAGCCCCAGUGCGGGGUGUGGGAGCCAUAGGCCCAGCUCGGCGUGCGAUAGUCCGCUAUGCAGUAAGAUGGCGUCCGGCUCGGUGUUUCUGUCCAGUAUGGUGGGCAAGGCUCGCUCCUCCAACUUCACGCUCUCCGAGAAGCUGGACCUGUUGAAGCUGGUCCGGCCCCACAUCCGCAUCCUGGAGGAGCACACCAACAAGCACGCGGUCAUCGUGGACAAGAACAAGUGCUGGGACACUGUGGCCGACCAGUACAACGCCUUGGGGGGGGACCGGCCCCAUCGCACCGCCCAGGGCCUCAGGACCCUCUACAAGCGGCUGAAGGAGUCCGCCAAGCAGGAAGUGAUGCAGCGGAGACACGCCCAGCCAGAGUACAGGGCCAGCAUCUCCGAGCCAACCAGGAGAAUUAUGGAGAUGAUCCCUCACCUGUUUCACCACGUGCCCAUCCACGAGAAGGACCAGGCGCUGCGCAGGUUAAUAUACAGCAAGCACAACUCUCCCAUUGAACAUCCUGGCAGCAGCUCCUCUCUGGCUGGACUCCAGGAUUACUCAGCAGCUGUCCCAAGUAUCCCCCAUGAGGUGGUCCAGCUGGACCCUGAAGAGGAUGUAAAACCCCCGCCAGACCUCCCCAUCCUCUCCACGCACGCAGGGCCAAUGCUGGAUGGAGGCCAGGACCCGGAGGGCGAGCAGGACUUGGCCAGCGUCCACGACUACGAAGCGUCCCUGUCUCCCAGCCCGUCCUCCGUCAACAUUCCCCUCUCCACCUCACCGCUGCCCUUACGCCACGACCUCUACUCCAACGACAUCUACCCGCACCACGAGCCGGACAGGUUUCGCCCCCUGCACUUAGCCAAAGAGGAGCACGAGUUGGUGUUGGCGAAUCACAGGAAGGUUGCCCUGUACCUAGACGAGAAGAGGGAGGGGCUGAAGAGGAAGCAGGAACUCGAGGAGGAGCUUCUGAAGGCUAAGAUCAAAGUGGAGAAAUUAAAGGCUGCCCGACUCAGACACGGACUGCCAAUUCCCCUAUAGUGUGCACCAAUGCCACAUGUGAAUGCCACGUGACUAGUCUUAGGAUGAGAAGAGGUUAUGAGAGUGUGGAGAGGCUCGUUAGUAUCAUGUUUGACUGUGUCUGUGUGAGAACUUUAAUUUCCUUUGAAAACACAGUGCCUCGUGAAGACAUGGAAAUCCUCUCUGCGUAUUUCAGGAUAAAGCAGACUCCUGUUCAGUUCUUCAUUGCGCUUGUUAGCAUUAAAAAUUCCUGAAGGUUCCAGCAGAGGUUCAGGCUGAUAAACAGACAUUGCUAUCACUGUGACCAACCAGUCUGGGUCAUAUAGAUGUAAAUGGCCAAGGUUUUAAAAGGGAAAAUUUACAUUAGUCACGUGUAACUUGAUGGUGUCUGUCCUGCGUAAAUCUGCCAACAGUAGCUAUCUAGAGUGAAUUUAGUGUAAUGAAAAAUUCUUAAAUAUUUUAUGACAUUUACUCUGACAUCCUGGAGGUUGCUUAAUUCAUAUACCAUUGAUUCUUUGUAAUAAAUAAAAAACAACUGGCAUCUGUGGAAAUUAAUUAAAUGAAUACCCAAUGCAUUCCAGAUUAACACUUUGAUAAAAAUACCAAAACGAAUCAGAUCUUAAACAGCCUUAAAUAAUUAUGCUAAUAUUGACCUUCAUUUAAAGCUGAGAGUUGACAGUGUUGAAGUCAACAAUUCUCUGUAACAGCCAGUAGUUUUUACACAAUAAGGGAGCUAUGAUGUUGUAUGAUGUUGCCGUUGUUAUUUAAUGUAUGUAACUGCAACAUACGCUGUGACUGUAAGGUUUUACAGGUUGUCCGAUCAUUGCUGUAUUUUUAUUAAAAACCCAGACAGCG
Betta splendens (Siamese fighting fish) is the source of this 3819-nucleotide messenger RNA. It is a transcript of the gene fsbp, whose product is annotated as fibrinogen silencer-binding protein. The transcript has 2 exons. Lineage: Eukaryota; Metazoa; Chordata; Actinopteri; Anabantiformes; Osphronemidae. The record is from RefSeq and is a predicted model, not a curated record. Bases 2023 to 2985 code for a protein of 320 amino acids.